GCUCCAGUGCUCACAGGGGAGAGCACAUAGAAUCAUUCGAUUGCCAACAUUUUCCCGCGAAGGGUGUGACGGGUCGUUUGAGUUGUGCCACAGCAAAGUUUCGCAGCCUUUUUGCGUGUUGGAUUUACUAUUGCUGUGCGUGCGUUCCAGAUUGAUAAAAAUGGCCGCCAAUCUGGCCAAAUCGGCGGACCCGCUGGACAUGAAGAAUGCCGUCGAGAUUCCGCUCACGGACGAGGCCACGGCAGCUGCUGAACAGAAGGCCCAGCAGCAGCAGCAACAGCAGAAGAGGCAGAUCAACUGGAAGUUCUGGGAGGCGCUCAACUGGGAACCGUUGAAGACACCCCGGAGCGUGCUCAAAGGCGGACAAGUGCUUUUCGGCACUCUCUUCCUCUCCACCAUCCACGACCAACUCCGACGCUACCUGAACCGGGCCUUCCCGGACUAUUUUCUGCUGUUUGGGGCGUACAACGUGACCGUCGUGACCCUGGCCCUGCUCAUCGAUUCCGUCAUCAAGGCCCAGCCGUUGCGUGCCAGCUUCACGCCCCGCCUCUGGGCCCGCGCCGAACUUUGGCUGACCGGCCUCGUCGCGCUUGGCUUUCACGUGUUGGCAUUCCGCAUCGGCGCCCUCUCCGAGAUGGUCAACCGGGAGUACAUAGAGGUGGGGGUCGUCGUGGUCUCCCUGCUCGGCUACCUCACGGCGGCCUUCUACGCGGCCGACUGGUGGCGCAUGUACCGAGCCCGGCACGAGAAAACCAUGGCCGGAACCACCAGCAGUAGCUUCGAGAAGAUUGUCGUCGAGUGUAGUUAGAUUUGAGGAGGAAAGCGCACCCUCUUUGGAUGAAUGUUUAUCGUGUAUUUGAAAUUAUACAUAUAUGUAAUGAAAUAAUGAAAACAAUAAUAGUCAAAUCCAACCGAAACCAAAGUGUGUAAACAUCGACCAGUUAUAUACAAUCCAUGUGUAAGCUUAUAUCAAUAAAGGACCGUUUUACUCGUAUCGAUGUGAAA
Messenger RNA from Culex pipiens pallens (northern house mosquito), 1005 nucleotides. RefSeq lists its product as uncharacterized. NCBI's taxonomy places the organism in Eukaryota, Metazoa, Arthropoda, Insecta, Diptera, Culicidae. Bases 161 to 808 code for a protein of 215 amino acids. The transcript has 2 exons. The record is from RefSeq and is a predicted model, not a curated record.